ACGGCAGCGCGAGGCGAGGCGGGGCGCCGCCGCCGCUCCACCGGCCGAUCCGGGCCCUGCGGCUGACGCCGCGGCAGCGGCCAAUCUCUGGCGGCGCCCGGCCGGGCCGGCACCGCCCCCCGGCGGCUCCCCACAGGGACGGGUCGGAGCGGCCGCUGCCGCGGGUGCCCGGGCUGAGUCAGCGCCUCCUCCUCCGCCGAAGAUGAACAUCAUGGACUUCAAUGUGAAGAAGCUGGCGGCCGACGCGGGCACCUUCCUGAGCCGCGCCGUGCAGUUCACAGAAGAAAAGCUUGGUCAAGCAGAGAAGACUGAACUGGAUGCUCACCUGGAGAACCUUCUCAGCAAAGCAGAAUGCACAAAAUUGUGGACAGAAAAAAUAAUGAAACAAACAGAAGUAUUAUUGCAGCCAAAUCCAAAUGCCAGAAUAGAAGAAUUUGUCUAUGAGAAGCUGGACCGCAAAGCACCAAGUCGCAUGAAUAAUCCAGAGUUACUAGGCCAGUACAUGAUUGAUGCUGGGAAUGAAUUUGGCCCAGGAACAGCCUAUGGAAAUGCGCUCAUCAAGUGUGGAGAAACACAAAAGCGAAUUGGGACAGCAGACAGAGAACUAAUUCAAACUUCUGCUAUAAACUUUCUCACUCCUCUGAGAAACUUUAUUGAAGGAGACUACAAAACUAUUACUAAAGAACGUAAACUAUUACAAAAUAAAAGACUAGAUUUGGAUGCAGCAAAAACCAGAUUGAAGAAGGCAAAAGUUGCAGAAGCCCGAGCUGCACAACUAAACACCUCUCAGCCUGAAGAGAAUAACAUUAUGGUAAAUGUCUCUUACGUGCUCAACUUGCUGCAUGUAAAAUGGCUAAAGAUAUGGGCUGAGGAAGUGACAAAAUCUGAACAGGAAGUACGAAUUACUCAGAGUGAAUUUGACCGCCAAGCAGAGAUUACCAGACUUCUCCUGGAAGGAAUCAGCAGCACACACGCACAUCAUCUUCGCUGUCUGAAUGAUUUUGUUGAAGCUCAGAUGACCUAUUACGCGCAAUGUUACCAAUAUAUGUUGGAUCUCCAGAAACAACUUGGAAGCUUUCCAUCUACUUUUCUCUCUAACAACAAUCAGUCUUCUUCAACUCCUGUGCAGAGUGUUUCUAGUCCCUCAGUCUUGGCCUCGGCCUCUGCUUCAUUGCCUUCAGUAAGCAAUUCAAUAGUUACUUCAGGUAUCAGUGAACUGAAGUCAUCAAGUGGCAGCAGGAAAGCCAGAGUUCUCUAUGAUUAUGAUGCUGCAAACAGCAGUGAAUUAUCACUACUUGCAGAUGAGGUGAUAACAGUGUACAGUAUCCCUGGCAUGGAUUCAGACUGGCUGAUGGGUGAAAGGGGAAAUCAGAAAGGCAAAGUGCCUAUUACUUAUUUAGAACUGUUAAACUAAAAGGUUGGCCUGAAUAAAGACUGUCAAUUAUGGCAACACCAUAUUUAUAUACAAUUAACGUUAUGUAAGCAGGUUUAAGUGUCUUCCAUGUUAUUGUCUUGAGGGACAAAUACCAGCCAUUACAAACUGGCUUUUCUGCCAGUGUGGUUGCAUGGUAAAUACUCUAUUCAAACUUAACAUGUUUAAAGCUUUUACUUCAUGUGCCAAGAACAUGUUUCCUACAGAUUUGUUUCUACUGAAGUUUUCACUAAUACAAGCUUCUACUUUUGAGUAAUCUAGAUUGAAAGCAGGAGGCACUGUUUUCUACUGAAAUUUUUCAUUAAUGGCAAAGCUUUUCUUCACAUAAAAUAAACUUAUUGUGAACUGA
Falco peregrinus (peregrine falcon) is the source of this 1781-nucleotide messenger RNA. RefSeq names its product SH3 domain containing GRB2 like, endophilin B1 (gene SH3GLB1). Gene Ontology annotation, cellular component: membrane; cytoplasm. The transcript is spliced from 11 exons. Gene Ontology annotation, biological process: membrane organization. The record is from RefSeq and is a predicted model, not a curated record. Bases 203 to 1414 code for a protein of 403 amino acids. Gene Ontology annotation, molecular function: protein binding. NCBI's taxonomy places the organism in Eukaryota, Metazoa, Chordata, Aves, Falconiformes, Falconidae.